Bufo gargarizans (Asiatic toad) is the source of this 864-nucleotide messenger RNA. RefSeq lists its product as uncharacterized. Lineage: Eukaryota; Metazoa; Chordata; Amphibia; Anura; Bufonidae. The record is from RefSeq and is a predicted model, not a curated record. The transcript has 2 exons. The coding region runs from base 1 to 864 and encodes 287 amino acids.
AUGGACACACAGAGGAAGGAGAUUAGCUGUUGUCCCCUUACUGGAUCCGGCUCUUUGAAAGAGAGAUUGUUCCAGGAAGACCAUUUACAGCAUGUGGGCAGAAGUCUUAUUAUCAAGCAAGGCCGCACGGUUGCUGAGAGGUUGGUGGCCAUCCCGUGUAAGGAGCAUCCUCGGGCCCAGAACGGACGCAGUACUGUGGACAGUCUGGAACCCUCUGGGGAGACAUCUUCCGAUGCAAGUGAAACACCCGCAGUUUUGUCCCCGGCAAUAAGUCCGGAACCAACGCCAGCAGAGGAGCCGGAGGAGUCGUCUCAGGGCCAGCCACAACAAGAACCCAGUCCACCCCGUGUCAGGCAGCCACACCCAAGACGCAACCGCCAAGUCCCUCCCUCCACCUCUGUGCCAGAGAGUCGGGAGGUUAUUGACGCACGCGUCAUUGAUUUUCUGGCACAGAGGCGGAGUGACGGAGUGGAGGAGAAGAUGCUUCGGGGAUUGGCGCCCCUUCUGAAGAAAGUGCCGGAACCAGAUCACAAUGCAUGCGUGGCUUCAAUCGCUGUUGUCAUGAAGAUGUUCGCCAUCCCAAAUCAUGGGGACAUACUGGGUCGUUUGAACCACUGGAUGAUGGAUCUGGAAAAUGAGGGGCAACCCCAAAUGGCCGGCCAAUUUGGACGUGAAAGGCAACUGACUCAGGCGCCUUCUUUUGCCCCACACCCCCAGUACGGGCCACCCCACGGCCAUAUGCAAGGGGCAGGCCAGGGCAUUUUCCAGGGCAGUUUGCCCACUGUCCCACCCCAGCAGCCUCAGGGAAGGCCACGGUCCUCCUUUCCGGCAGGGUCUUUCACUCAGGACCUCUUUGAGUUAUGA